This is a messenger RNA of Sciurus carolinensis (gray squirrel), 4798 nucleotides long. RefSeq names its product tripartite motif-containing protein 26. Gene Ontology annotation, molecular function: zinc ion binding; protein binding. The transcript is spliced from 9 exons. NCBI's taxonomy places the organism in Eukaryota, Metazoa, Chordata, Mammalia, Rodentia, Sciuridae. Bases 196 to 1812 code for a protein of 538 amino acids. The record is from RefSeq and is a predicted model, not a curated record.
UGCUGGAGUCGGACCCGGAACAGACCGGCGCGGGAGAGGAGCGACCCGGGCCCUCGAUUCGCGGCUGGGGACUGAAUUGCAUCUGGCUUGUGGCUUAUCAAAGGAACACAAGAACAGUCCCACUGAAGUGAUGUGUGACCUCAGGUACAAGGAGAAGAAACCCUACCAGUGAACUGAGACUCCACAAAGGGCACUAUGGCCACAUCAGCCCCUCUACGAAGCCUGGAGGAGGAGGUGACAUGCUCUAUCUGCCUUGAUUACCUGCGGGACCCUGUGACCAUUGACUGUGGCCACGUCUUCUGCCGCAGCUGUACCACAGACGUCCGGCCCAUCUCUGGUGGACGCCCCGUCUGCCCACUCUGCAAGAAGCCUUUUAAGAAGGAAAACAUCCGACCUGUGUGGCAAUUGGCUAGCCUGGUGGAGAACAUUGAGCGACUGAAAGUGGACAAGGGCAGGCAGCCCGGUGAGGUGGCCCGGGAGCAGCAGGACACAAAGUUAUGUGAGCGACACCAGGAGAAGCUGCACUACUAUUGUGAGGAUGAUGGGAAGCUGCUGUGUGUGAUGUGCCGGGAGUCACGGGAACACCGGCCUCACACAGCUGUCCUGGUAGAGAAGGCCGCUCAGCCCCACAGGGAAAAAAUUCUGAACCACUUGAGUACCCUCAGGAGAGACAGAGACAAGAUUCAGGGCUUUCAGGCGAAGGGAGAAGCUGAUAUUCUGGCUGCAUUGAAGAAGCUACAGGAGCAGAGGCAAUACAUUGUUGCAGAGUUCAAGCAGGGCCACCAGUUCCUGAAGAAGCGGGAGCAGCAUCUGCUGGACCAACUGGCCACCCUGGAGCAGUUGCUUACGGAGGGCAGGGAAAAGUUCAAGACCCGGGGCGUUGGGGAGCUUGCCCGGCUGGCUCUGGUCAUCUCUGAGCUGGAGGGCAAGGCACGGCAGCCAGCGGCAGAACUCAUGCAGGAUACCAGAGACUUUGUGAAUAGGUAUCCACGGAAGAAAUUCUGGAUUGGGAAACCCAUCACUCACGUGGUUAAAAGAAAGACUGGAGAAUUCUCAGAUAAACUCCUCUCUCUGCAGCGCGGCCUGAGGCAAUUCCAAGGAAAGCUGCUGAGAGACUUGGAAUAUAAGACUGUUAGUGUCACCCUGGAUCCACAAUCAGCCAGUGGGUACCUGCAGCUGUCAGAGGACUGGAAAUGUGUGACCUACACCAGCCUGUACCAGAGUGUCUACCAGCACCCCCAGCAGUUUGACUGCGAGCCAGGAGUGCUAGGCAGUAAGGGUUUCACCUGGGGCAAGGUGUACUGGGAAGUGGAGAUAGAGAGGGAGGGCUGGUCGGAGGAUGAAGAGGAGGGAGAUGAGGAGGAAGAGGGGGAAGAGGAAGAGGAGGAAGAGGAGGCUGGCUAUGGGGAUGGAUAUGAUUGGGAAACAGAUGAAGAUGAAGAAUCACUGGGGGAUGAAGAAGAGGAGGAGGAGGAAGAAGAGGAGGAAGUUCUGGAAAGCUGCAUGGUGGGGGUGGCCAGAGACUCUGUGAAGAGGAAGGGAGACCUCUCUCUGCGGCCAGAGGAUGGGGUGUGGGCACUGCGCCUCUCUUCCUCAAGCAUCUGGGCCAACACCAGCCCUGAGGCCGAGCUCUUCCCAGCACUGCGGCCCCGGAGAGUGGGCAUUGCCCUGGAUUAUGAAGGGGGCACCGUGACUUUCACCAAUGCAGAGUCACAGGAACUCAUCUACACCUUCUCUGCCACCUUCACUGGGCGCCUGGUCCCCUUCUUGUGGCUCAAGUGGCCAGGAACACGCCUCCUGCUGAGACCCUGAGCCUGACACCUGUUCUCAGCCCCACACCCAUGGAUGCGUCACUUCUCUGGGAUCCCAGGACUCUGAUAGGGUGAGGUGCCUGGCCAGAGCACCUGGAGCAGGGGAGAGGAGGAACCCCAUGCCCACUACCAUGCACCUCCCCAUCAUGGCGGCCCAUGAGACCUCACUCAGUGCUGUAGCUCUGUCUGUCAUGCCCUCAUCAGGCUCUUCUGCCUCUUGCUGGUUUACUGUGGGACCUUAUGACUCUGAAGUCCUUGAGGGCUCCCUUUCUUCUUUUUGACUACCCAUUGCUGUAUCUUUGUGCUCUUUGUUGAAUAAGGGGCCAAGACAGGAUUUUCUGGAACCUAUAUGGCAUCCUAUGCCCUCUAGUCUUGAGGAGGACCAUCAUUUACCCCUGAGACCAUUUCGUUGCCCUCAAAUCCCUGUAGGCUUCCCUUGCCAAAAUUCACUCAGCUGCUCACCUUCCCUGGCAGUUUAAACAAGCCUACUCCCACCUUAGCUCAGAUUUAAACAUACAUGAAAAUGCUAGAAAUAAACUGAAAAUACACAGAGACUUCCCAGGCCAUUUAGGUUGGCUGCCUGGAGUGCUGAUAGGAAUUAUGUUCUCCUGGAAGGUUCAGGACAAAGUCCAUGCUCCUCUAAAAUCAGGGCUGGGCAUAUGAGGUUUCCAUAGCUGAUCGGUGGAACUCCCUAGAGCCAUCUGUGACCUUGUGGAAAGGAUCUAGAUAUAUGUGACUUUGGGGUAAUAACUGUGAUCACAAUAAAUCAACUGUGUGGAUUGGUCCUUGUGAGGGGAGUUUUGAAAAGAAUCCAGAACAUUUGUUCUUGAUCCAUGUAUCUAAAAACACUAGGGCAGGUGCCCAAGAGAGCAAAAUCUCCCCUGCCGUGGGGACUUCUCAGUUUUUCCAAGGAUAUUAGAGUCCAGGCUCAACUCUCUAGGACAAGGAAUGGGGAGGGAAGGAGAACAGAAGAGUCCACAUCAAACCUUCUAGUUCUCGUGUCAGAGGAGAGAUUGAGGUUUCGUCUCACUACCUGUGGAUCCAGCCCUUGGUCCAGAUGCCCUUAGUGCCCUCAGUUUAACAAAAGCUUCCUGCUCUAGCCAAAGUGACCCAGUUUUUGUCCUUACCAGUCCAAGCAUUUCACCAAUCCCCUGCUUAUCCAAGGAUUGACUCCCCACCUCUGGAGGUUGAUUGCUCCCUACCACUCUGGUUCUCAGUGGUCUCUUAGCCACCACAUUGUCCCAGAGUAGCCCACUUUGUAUGUAUCACAUGCUGCCUGAGUUACAUGUACAUCUUAUUUCUGCAUCUAGUUUUGUAAGCUCCUGGAGGGUGGUUAUCAUCCCUUAAUACUUCUCUUAAAUUCUCCAAGGCAUCAAGUGCAGUGCUGGGCACGGAGUAGGUGCUCAAUAAAGAUUUGUUGAAUGAAGAACCUGGAGAUACGUAUAUAUUUAUUAUGAUACAGAUGUCACCAGACUCAUUCUAGCUCCAAAGAGCUUCCAUUGAUACUGGUAUCCUAGAACUCUGACUGCUUUCUAUCUUCUCAUGCUAUUCUUUCUGUAAAUCCCCAAAGAGGAGCCUUCCAUAGACACAGACCAUGGCUCCACCUUGUUCUUCCUCUCCUGUAGUUCCUUGAACUAGGUCUAGCAGCAGGUGACCCACUUUGAGAAGGGUGGCAGCAGCUGGUACACCCAUAUCCUUUCUUGGAAAAUAUUUGAUGCCCCAGAGAAAUUGCCAUCUAUAGCCAGUCUUGCCUCCUAAUACAUUUGGUUUUUAGCCACUUGUCUGUUCUGAAUUUUUGAAAUUGCCAUCUUAAUGACAGAAAAGUAAGGAUUCUACAAAACUACCUCUGAAAUGACACUCAUGGCAAAGAGCAUAUUUCCUUUCUGUACUCCCAUUUUGGGGACUCACAUUUUCCAUUUUAAUUUUUUAAUGUGCAUAGUUUAAUUUUUAUGAACUAUGCCUACAUAAAUAAUCAACUAUUUCUGCAGUGCUUCCAAAGAGAGCAAUCCCCUGCUUCAUUCCUCUCUCAAGAAACCCAGUUCAUCCUUUUAAGCAGACUAAUGGUGUUUAUUUUUAUUUUUUUCCUUAAUAACGUGCGUUUGGGAACUUAUCCCCUGAUGCCUACUGUGAGGAAGAAAGAUUUAGUUCUCUGCUCUCUCUGCCCCUCAGUACACACACUUUCCCGCCCAUCCCCAGCCCUUCAGUGUGGUCCUAACAUUGAAUAAGUAACCAAUCUGUCCAUUAUUAUGUCUGUGUAAAGGAUAUUUACACCUGCGUUCCUGCACAAGUCUUGUCUCCUCUGGAGUCAAUACCUGUUCUCCCCACCACUUCUGCUUUAUUUCCUAUGACCUUAUUACUAAUCUAACCCCGAACUCUUUCCCCAGUUGCCAAAGAUCUCAAGAUGCUCUUAAAAUUUUUUCUGAUACCUCUCUUCUGAAGCCUCCUGACUUUGAACCUGCAGCCGUUGCUCCCUCAUCUGUGCACAACUUCCUGCAUCUCUCUUCAACAUCAUACUGAAGAUCCUGGGUUGGCUCCAUUUCUUUGUCUUUUGUCUUCACUCCUAAUUUACUUCAUUUUGGUGAAACAUCAUUAGUAACUUCCUAAAAAAAGGUGCCUGGAAGUUAAUUUUUUUAAAUUGAAUAUCUGGAAAUAUCCUUAUCCCACUUUUACAUUUAAGAGUUUUGCUGAGUAUAGGAUUCUUGAGUGGAAAUAAUUUUACUUUGGGAUUUCAAAAGAUGGCUCCACUGCCUUCUGGCUUCCAUCAUUGCUGUUGAGAAUUCUUGUGGACCCUGGUUCUUGAUCCUUUGAGUGUGACAUGCUGUUUGCUGGAAGGUUUGGGGUUUUAUCUGUGUCCUUAGAUUUCUUGAUGUGCCUUUGUAUGGUUCCCCCCCUCCUUGUGCUGUGUAACUCAAUGAGCCCCUUUGUUCUGGAAGUUCAUAGCCUUUUGGUCUUGGGAAAUUGUAUUGAAUUAUUUCGUGAUGAUUUUU